AUGGAGUUUAGCAGCCGAGGGAAGCCGAAGCAGGGCCGGGAGCUGUACCCUCACAGCCUGCAGUUCUACCUGGACCCCCCCACGGAAAACAUCUCUCUGGUGGAGUUUGAGAGCCUUGCCGUCGACCGCCUGAAGCUGCUCAAAGUAGUUGAAAACCUUGGUGUCAGCUAUGCAAAAAAUAGUGAGUCAUACAGAUUUAAGCUGGAGUAUGAGCUCCGGAAACUUAAAUAUGUUUAACAGGCUUUGGCUGAGGAUGAUUAUGAGACAAGAAGAAAAGACCAUCUCUCUCAUUUCAUACUACGCCUUGCUUACUCUCAGUCUGAGGAUCUCAGGCGUUGGUUUCUUCAACAAGAAAUGGAUCUCUUGCGAUAUCGCUUCAAUGAACUGUCUGAUAAUUUAAAGCAGAAAUUCCUGGAACACGUUAACUUAUCUUUUGAAGCUAUUAGUGAAGAACUGAAAAAGGAAUUGGAAAAUGAGCUGUCUGCAUCAACCCCUGGCCUCACUAUGGCUAAAGUAAGAGAACAAAUGUUCUCUAAGGUUGGACUUGCAGAUGCUGUGGAUCUAUUUAGAGCCAGAAGAGUGUUUAUUAAAGACGGCUUUGCAUAUGUGCCACUUAAGGAGAUGACUGCAAUUGUUUUGAAUAACUUCAGAACAAAGUUAUCUAAAGCACUGGCAGUAAGUUUGCAUUACUUUUUAGAGUUUGCACGGGGCAGCGGCUUGUCUCCACAGUUCCCGCCCCGUGUGGUCAGCUGCAAUGGGCGCAGGGGUGGACGACAUCUCCCACCUGCUGAGAGUGUAGCAGCAUUCAGCGUGAGCUUCCCUGCGAUGUCCGAUCCCCAGAAAUCAU
This is a messenger RNA of Pelecanus crispus (Dalmatian pelican), 847 nucleotides long. Lineage: Eukaryota; Metazoa; Chordata; Aves; Pelecaniformes; Pelecanidae. The record is from RefSeq and is a predicted model, not a curated record.